Molecule: messenger RNA, 1813 nt
Organism: Labrus mixtus (cuckoo wrasse)
Lineage: Eukaryota; Metazoa; Chordata; Actinopteri; Labriformes; Labridae
Product: ADP-ribosylation factor 4-like
Exons: 6
Coding region: 94-639 (181 amino acids)
Biological process (GO): intracellular protein transport; vesicle-mediated transport
Cellular component (GO): cytoplasm; plasma membrane
Molecular function (GO): GTPase activity; GTP binding
Source: RefSeq, a predicted model, not a curated record
AGGAUCCAGAUUAGCGUGUAACAGUUUCCACCGCAGUAUUCAGCGGCUGAUAUCAGACUUUCUUCUGUGAUUUCUAAACAUCCGUGAACAGUCAUGGGGCUCACGGUCUCAAAUUUAUUCAACCGGCUUUUUGGAAAGAGACAAAUGAGAAUUUUGAUGGUUGGGCUGGACGCUGCCGGAAAAACAACUAUCUUGUAUAAAUUGAAGCUUGGUGAAAUUGUGACCACCAUCCCAACCAUUGGUUUCAACGUGGAGACAGUAGAAUAUAAAAACAUCAGUUUUACAGUGUGGGACGUGGGUGGCCAGGAUAAGAUCAGGCCCCUCUGGAGACAUUACUUUCAGAACACACAGGGCCUCAUCUUUGUAGUGGACAGCAACGACAAAGAGAGAGCGAGAGAGGCAGCCGAUGAGCUUUCAAAGAUGUUGAGUGAGGACGAGUUGAAAGAUGCCGCUCUGCUGGUGUUUGCUAACAAACAGGACCUUCCCAAUGCCCUUAGUGUCAAUGAAAUCACAGAGAAACUUGGCCUCAGCAGUCUCCGCAACAGAACUUGGCAAGUUCAGGCAACCUGCGCCACCCAGGGAAAUGGCCUGUAUGAAGGACUGGACUGGCUUUCCCAAGAGUUAUCGACCAGAACCUAAACAAGGAUCGGGCUUGAAGAAAAAGAAAAGAGACUGAACAGCACAGGAAAGGAAAGGACUGAGAAGGCAAAGACAUGCGAUCUAGAAACACAGGUUUCUUAAAACAAUGUUCACAAAAAGGUCAAGACUGGUGGACAAUAGAAUGUCUUUUGGAUUUUCUUUUUUUACUUUCUUUUUUCUCUUUUUUUUUAGCAACACGACCACCUGUUUUACAUCUACACAAAAUCUUAUUUUUUUCUCCCUGAAGAACCACUUUCAUGGCUCUAGGUUUGUAAUGACACAAUCGGUUGCAUGAUGAGCAAACGACAUGUUAGGGGAAUUUCCUGAAAACAAGUGUUGACCCCCAUCCCUCCCUCCCAUGCAGCAAUGACAUGAAUCAACCACUAGUAUAAUCUUUGGGCUUACUUCAUUGAUAUUGUCGAGCCUGGGUUGGAGAAAACGUUAUAGUAUGACUAGAGUUUUGGAGAAGGACGGCUUGUAGGUGAUGUAAAACCCUAUCGGAUUUUUGACUCCCUUUUUGAAGUGACCCUUUUCUCUUCAUGUCUGUGUCCUCGAAGAGCGAGAACGACGAAGGUUAGAUGAGGCUUACCUUGAGUUCUUAAAUAGACUUUGUAGCUGCCUCCCAGUAAAUGCAUCCAAAAAGAAGCACUGUGCCUUCUUGUCCAAAUCUGAGUUAUCCUUUUCUUAUCUCUUUCUUCCUUCUUUAGUUACUACAGCGACUUUUGAAAGAAAAAAAAUGGCUUCCCUAUUAACCCCGGAUUUCUCCUCGAGAACUUGUCCUCACUACACAUGUUUCCUUUUUAUAAUAUCUACCCUGAAAAAAAAGGAUUGAAUUAAAAUGUCUGUCUUGUUUACACUAACAGGAAGAAGGAAGAAUCUUUCAAGUGGCUAGUGUUAACGCAACACAGUGAAGAAGCAUGCUUUUGCUUUAUGUUGUCCUUUGCUGCAGCGCCUCCGGCUGAUGUUGUGCUGUCUAUGGUAUAUACUUUAUAUUAUAUUCUUAGUUAUUCUACCCUUCUUAAAACACAAACACAUACGCAGCCCAUACAUUUAUUUGUGUACACAUUCCAAUUCAUUUGACAAUUGGUGGAGCUGCUACGCCUUGAAAUAUUUGCUAAAAAUAUUUUACAAAAAAAAAAGCUCUAAAUAAAGCCAAUGAAAAAUUAAAAAACAA